AUUUGAUUGCUGUUCGAAAGGGGAAAGUAUUAAUUAUAUCGAAUGAGAGAGAUUAAGACAAUCUAAUGAUCUAGCUUCCGUCCCUUUACUUGUUCUUCAAAAACACAUACCAAUCUGCCUCUGAAAAACUCGAGUCAGAUUCAAAUUCAGUACCAUUUUGAUAAAAAUUUAAGUGUGAUGUUUACACUUUAGAACGUUUCUGAGACCAUUUUGCGGUAUAGAAAACAGUGAUCCAAAACGCUUCACGAUUGAGGGUACAAGUUAAUUGCUCUGCGAUCUGCACAAUCAUUUUUAAGGUAGAGUCUAAAUAAGACAUAUUGGAGAAUAAAUAGAAAAUAUCAUCCUCCUAGAUGAUAAGAUCAUGUUAACAAUCUUCACAUGAUAUAUCGAGCUAAAGCUCAAUGUGUUAGAAGAUCAGAUCAUCACCUAGAUCAUUCAAUAAUUUGUGGUAUAUGAUGGCAAAGAUGACCAAACUUUACAGCACUGACACUUCGGCUAGCAGCAAUAACUAUUAACUAGUGCCAUUGAUUCAUGCAAACAGAUUUGUUACUCUUUUGCCACGCUUAGGAGUUUGUAUUGGGUUCUACUCAACACUAUGCAAGUAAUAUUUUAACAUUGGUACCCUUAUAGCUUGCAAUAUCAGCUUCAGCUUUAAAUAUAUGAAUGCAUCUGUCAACGGCUAAACUUAUAUAAAAAUGAGAGAACUAAUUGCAGAAGAAAAUCAUUCAUUUAUACUUGUUCAAAAGAACAAAUAUUUAUUUACUAAGAAGAGAAAAUUUAAGCAUUAGCUUCGCGUGGUUAAUUAAGCGCAAUAAACACCUCAGUUGAAUAUCAAUUUGAAAUGCUUAUGCAAACUCACAUGUAUUGUUCAUUACUCAUGUUCAUCUCUAAAUUGCAUUGCUUAGAACCUUAGCGUCCUUCAAUUUGAAAUAAGCAUAAUCCUAAAAACAAAGCUGUCCUUUUACAUUAAAAAAUAAUAAAAGCAUCAUCUGUGCACAUGUUGAAGCUUUGGAUUUGCAUGACCGUUAAUAUCCACGUGUGCAUUCGUAAAUAGAGAAAAGUAGUUGGUGAGUUAGUGUUAUAUGACAGGCGUGUACUUUAUCGUUGCUUUAAUUUUCGCAAACCUCGUUUCGGACACAGUUGCCACCUUCAGCAACAAGAUCUUCCUUUCAGACCUUUCUACCUUUUCUACUUAUUUCACGUUAUUUAAUAUUUGCGCUACGAAACUUCUUAAGAAGUCUCUAAAAUUUCUCCUCCUGCUCAUAAAUGUCCAGGUCAACGCUUCUAUAUACAUAGUGAUUGGACAUUGAAAUCAGAAAAGAAAAUAGUGGAUGAAUCUGGUCUUGUAACAUAUUAGCCUUUAUCAUCAAGAGAGUUAUAGUUAUGCAACAAGAAGAGGAAAAUCUGAAGGAUCCCUGUGGUGAAGAAAAAGAAGGAGAAGAAGAAGAAGAUGAAGAAAGGAAGAAGGGUAGUGUCUGGUGUGGUUGUAUCUGCAUCCCUGUGCAUUGGUUUAAGAUGCUAUCAAGGGAAAUGCAUUGGAGCUUUGUGUUUGGUGUGAUAAUAGUUUAUGGAGUGAGUCAAGGACUUGGUGGAGGCCUUUCUGGUGUUGGAACAAAGUAUUACAUGAAAGAUGUUCAGAAAGUGCAGCCAUCACAAGCACAGGUUUAUGCAGGAAUCACUUCCAUUCCUUGGAUUGUUAAGCCUUUGUGGGGUCUUCUUACAGAUGUUCUUCCCAUUCUCGGAUAUCGCAGGCGACCUUAUUUCAUUUUUGCUGGUUUCAUAGGAGUGAUUAGCAUGGUUCUAUUAUCUUUGCAUGAAAACCUGCACAUUAUGUUGGCCAUUUUGGCAUUAACUGCUAGUAGUACUGGUGUGGCUAUAGCUGAUGUUACCAUUGAUGCUUGUGUGGCACAGAACAGUAUCACCCAUCCUUCACUGGCCGCCGACAUGCAAAGUUUAUGCGCCUUCAGUAGUUCUGUAGGAGCAUUAUUAGGAUUCUCCAUUGGUGGUAUCUUUGUUCAUCUCAUAGGCCCUAUGGGGGUGUUUGGUUUGAUGACAAUCCCUUCUGGACUUUUAAUUUUGCUUGGGUUUAUGCUUGAUGAGCCUUAUAUGCCUAACUUUGCCUACAAACAGGUGAACCAAAAGUUUGUUGAUGCUAGCAAGUCUAUGUGGACAACACUGAAGAAGGAUGAUGUAUGGAAGCCUUGUUUAUACAUGUAUUUAUCAUAUGCUUUGAGUCUGAAUAUCUUUGAAGGAUUGUUCUAUUGGUAUACAGAUCCAAAAGCUGGGCCAUCUUUCUCUCAGGAGACAGUUGGUUUCAUAUUCUCAAUUGGUUCAGUUGGGGCCCUUUUAGGUGCAUUACUAUAUCAGUAUGCAUUAAAGGAUUAUGCAUUCAGAGACCUCCUCUUCUGGACUCAGCUAAUAUAUGCAUUAUCAGGCAUGGUAGAUUUGGUUAUGGUGUUGAGAUUGAACCUCAAGUUUGGUAUACCAGAUUACUUGUUUGUAAUGAUAGUUGAUAGUGUUGCUCAAAUGACUACUAGACUCAAAUGGAUGCCCAUGCUUGUACUCAGUGCAAAGCUUUGCCCUUCAGGUAUUGAAGGCACAUUCUUUGCAUUAUUAAUGUCCAUUGAUAACUUUGGAGUGCUAUCUUCUUCAUGGGGUGGAGGACUUUUGCUUCACUUGUUUAAGAUUACAAGAACAAAGUUUGAUAAUCUUUGGUUAGCUAUUUUGCUGAGGAACAUCUUAAGGAUCACACCACUUUGCUUGCUUUUUUUGGUGCCUAAAGCUGAUCCUAACUCUUCCAUUCUUGCAACAAGUGAAAGCUUGGAUUCAGAAGUGGUUAUUGAAACUUCUGAAAUGGAGAAUAAUAUUGAAUUGGUUUCACUUGUGAACAAUGUUGAUGCCAUGUAGCAAAGCAAUAAUAAAUUUAAGAAACAUUCUUUCAGAUUCUCAAUCUCCAUUACACACAAAUGAUCAAGCCAAUGUUGUAGCAAUAUUUUUAGAGAAGUGACAAGAAAUUGAGAAUCCUUCAAUUGAAUGUUGUACUUUUCUUUAAUUUCUUUUAAUUAAUGUAUCU
Molecule: messenger RNA, 3073 nt
Organism: Arachis ipaensis
Lineage: Eukaryota; Viridiplantae; Streptophyta; Magnoliopsida; Fabales; Fabaceae
Product: putative folate-biopterin transporter 2
Source: RefSeq, a predicted model, not a curated record